This is a messenger RNA of Aspergillus affinis, 1302 nucleotides long. RefSeq lists its product as uncharacterized. Lineage: Eukaryota; Fungi; Ascomycota; Eurotiomycetes; Eurotiales; Aspergillaceae. Gene Ontology annotation, cellular component: cytoplasm; cytosol; plasma membrane. The coding region runs from base 1 to 1302 and encodes 433 amino acids. The transcript has 4 exons. The record is from RefSeq and is a predicted model, not a curated record. Gene Ontology annotation, molecular function: ubiquitin protein ligase binding; protein-macromolecule adaptor activity. Gene Ontology annotation, biological process: ubiquitin-dependent endocytosis.
AUGGACCUUCAACUUCAACUGAACGGAGACAAGUCCGCCUAUAGCAAUCAUGAGGUCGUGUCCGGCGAGCUGGUCUUGCGUAGCGCCAUCCCGUUACAGAUAUCUGGAAUCGUUGUCACACUGAAAGGGAGCGCCAGGUCAUCGUUGAAAGACGAACGUUUUGCCGAGCAGCACGAGCUCUUUCGCCGACGCCAACGAGUGUUUCCUCCCCCAGCCAUUGCCCAGUUUCCUGAUCAUCCCGGCUUAACGGUCGGUGCAGGUACCCAUCGCUUUCCGUUUUCAAUUCCCGUGAGUUUGCGAUCCAGCAAGGGUCCCGCGAGAAAACGGGCUCUCUUCUCUAUUUGGAAGCUGACGAGCAUCAAGUUCUCUCAAGUCUCCGAAUGUUACAAAACCGAGGAUGGCGACACGUUGGACGUGACAUGUACUAGCGGCAUCCGAUGCCCUCGACCACCUCCACUAAUGCACCUUCUACGACGACUUCCUCCAUCAACAGGCCCCAUUGGCACAUCUGGCGAGAUAAAAUUUACCCUAGACGCAGAAGUCACACCCGCAGGACGUUUCAAGUCGCGUGAGAGAACAAGCUGUAUAAUUGCCUUCCAACCUCUUUCCGACUCUCUUCCUCUCCAACCACCUUCUAAACAGAUCCAAUCCGUAACCCUGGAUCCCGAGAUUCUGGGUUCUGCUCAGCCCGUCUCAUUCCACGUCGAGACGCGCUUAGCGCAUGGCCCGUGCCUAUUGCGCGGGCAGCCCAUUCCGCUACAAGUCGCCCUGACACGCACCAGUCCCUCAUCAUGCUCCGUGCAACUCGAUGACUUUCAAACCAUGCUCGUUGAGACGACCCAGGUCCGAGUACGGGAGGAUGUCGAGCACGUGGCGCAAGUCUGGGUCGUGCAGACCGUGGCUAAUUUAGAGCAAUCGAUGCCGUUCUUCGAACAUAGUCAGGACCGACGACCUGUGUGGGUGUCGAGCGAGCUCUGGCAAAAUCAUCCCCUGCCGGAAGGGGCGACGUCUAGCUUUGAGACCUGUAAUUUGCGUCGCACGCAUCGGCUAGAGGUUAGACUUGGAUUUCGAUUUCAGGUAUCCCCGAUGUUACCUUCACGACUGGUCGUCUUUGUUUUCUGGUUUCCUAUCUACCUGAUCUCUGCAUCUUCGGCGAAAUCACCGGGGGCGAGAGAAAAGAUGGGCUGCGAAGUGUACGAGGACGCUGUGUACAAAGAGGGUUUGUUAAGGAAGUCGGCGGUUCGAAAUAGAGCAGUGGAAGUAGAAGAUAACCGGCGCCAUUCCAUUGAAUCUGAAUGCUGA